Molecule: messenger RNA, 1712 nt
Organism: Paramuricea clavata
Lineage: Eukaryota; Metazoa; Cnidaria; Anthozoa; Malacalcyonacea; Plexauridae
Source: the annotation of a GenBank genome assembly
AUGGAGAUAGUCACAGAUCCAAAUUUGAGUGUUCUUGAGUCUGAAAGGUACUGAUUAUGGACAGUAACUUUUCAAAGAUGAGUGGAUUGUGUAAUGAUAAUAGUAAUAAUAAUAAUGUAAAAUUGAUAAUGUGAAAUUAUGAUAUAAAUUGGUUGUUGCAAAUUUAUUAAAUUAUCAAAUUGUAUUGCACCUAAAUUGUAAAAUUUAUUGAUUGAGUUAAAUUAUACAAAUGUGUGCAUUGAUAAUAAAUUAGCAACGCUUCUAAUUGUACCGGUAUAUGUUCUAGUUCUACCAUUGAUCUUCAUAAAACAAAUAUGUCACUAUUCACUGAUGAUGAGGAAUCCAAUGACGAGUGUAGUUUGGAGGAGGACACCAGGUAUAACAAUUAUUAUGCAUAUAAUCACUAUACAUAUUACAUUCAGUCACAAGGUUUCACUGUAAUUAUCUCAUCUAGGGCCAGUGCUCUUCUUAUGGCGAGUAAAAUCGUCUGGCGUUAGAAAGAGUAAACACCAAAGUAGGGCGCAUCAGGGCAUGUUGCCGCUUAAUGGGUUAAAUACAGUGGUGUAUACAUGUAUUCUUAAAACAAGGGUUGCUCAUUGUCACUGUCUUGCAAUGCCAACAUGGGUGGGUAAGGGAUUACAUUUUUUAAUUGAACAAUAUUUUGCUGCAUGCCCAACCUAAGCUUUGGAAGCAUCUUAGUUUUUUGAAAUCGCAUUUCCUGCAUUUGCACAAUAGUUUUGAAGAUACAUUCAUAAAGGGGGCUCAAACAACCCAAAUUGACAUCCUAUUUUAACAAUGUAGGUUCAUCCCUUAAAAUUUACCUGUAAUUUUAACAGUGGGGGUCUGCCAAAUACACCACUGAUUAAAUAUUAUCUUUCUUUAACUAAAUAUUAUACAAUUCCUUUUCAGCUUAGAUGAGCUUACCAAGUUAGUACUUGAAGAUUUGAAUGAUGGAAGGCAAAGUUACUCAGAGUAAGAAAUUUUGUACAUUACAAGGUUAUAUCAGCCACACACCGACAUGGUUUGAGUCGGUGUGUGGCUGGUAUAAGCAGUUGUGCAAUCCAAACUGAAUAAAUAAGAAAAUAAAUCAAAUUGAUUGUGUCAAAGGCUUAUUAGAAUCAAAGUGUUUUGGCGGGUUUAAUUUUUGAAACAUAACCUGUAAAUAUCCCCUAUGGGCAACAAAAAAAUUGAGUCAACAAAAAAAUUGAAUGUAUAAACAUGGUAUAUGAUCACUCUGCUUCCAAAAUUUUGUUUCCAGCACCAAAUUGAAAGGUCAUGUUUCUGUUACAGUGAGCUGUGUCAAGUAAUUUUCAUUUAUAGUAUCAAAUAAUACUAUUAUAUUUUUUAUUAUUAUUUGUAGUUCUAUGAGAAGUAGUGAUGAUGAUACUACAUGUGAUGAACAUCAUGAUAUUUUCCCAAUGUCUGAUGAUGAACAGCAAUCGGAUGGUGAUGAGUUACAACACGCCAAUGUGGAAUAUGUUGAGCGACAAGAUAUAAGUGACGCACAACAGUCACCCAGCACUCCUCUGUUUACUUUUGGACCUCAUCAGAAGUUUAGCAAAGGGCACGAGAUAUACGCAAUGAAAGAAGAGUACAGCAUGGUGCAAGAAAUGAAAUUGUCUGCUCUCUUAAUUUACUGCUUGGUGCAUUUCAUGCUAAAUGCCAGACACCUGGGUGUACCGCCUUACCCAACAUCAGACAUCACUUUGUAG